Messenger RNA from Mytilinidion resinicola, 1920 nucleotides. RefSeq lists its product as uncharacterized. The record is from RefSeq and is a predicted model, not a curated record. Gene Ontology annotation, biological process: tRNA processing. NCBI's taxonomy places the organism in Eukaryota, Fungi, Ascomycota, Dothideomycetes, Mytilinidiales, Mytilinidiaceae. The transcript has 3 exons. Gene Ontology annotation, molecular function: ligase activity, forming carbon-nitrogen bonds; ATP binding. The coding region runs from base 1 to 1920 and encodes 639 amino acids.
AUGUGGAGGCCGCACUGCCUCAGGCUGACGAGAGAGCUCCGCGCCAGCACUCGCAAUGCCACCUUUGUAUCGCGCUCCUACAGCCAGGAUGUGAGCAAGGCGGCGCCAAUAAGCACUGAAGAGUUUUGGGACGCCUUCGUGGCAAUAUGGCCCUACGCGAGGAAGACGGACGCGUCGAGGAUUGGCCUCGCGGUGAGCGGUGGCGUUGACUCCAUGGCUCUAGCUAGUCUUUGUAACAGCGCUGCAAAGAAAUACGACAAGUUCCCUGAAUGCGUAGGGCUCAUUGUGGACCAUAAGAGCCGGGAGGGUAGUUCUGAGGAAGCAUUAUGGGUAGCGGAACAACUGAGGAAGCAUGCCGGCAUGUCCUCACAUAUAUUACCGCUACAAUGGCCUGAAAAUCCGCACGAGGCGACCGAUUUCGAAACACAAGCCCGAAGGUUCAGGUAUAGGGCCUUAGGUCUCGCCUGUCGAGAGCAUGGUCUACCCUCUAUACUAGUUGCCCACCACGCCGACGACCAAGCCGAGACACUUUUGAUGAGGCUGAUGGUGGGAAGAGUUAGGACAGGCAUGCAAGGCAUCCAGGCUGUGAAGGAGAUACCCGAAUGCUAUGGACUACAUGGUGUUCACCAAAGUGGAGGGCUGGACCUAGUACCAGUACCUACAGCCGAAGGACGGCAACGCCAGCCCAUCAGGAUUGAGACUGGCGGAAUCAAGAUCAUACGCCCGUUGCUUCAAUUUCGCAAGGAGAGGCUAAUUGCAACGUGUCUGGCAAAUGAGGUGCCUUGGACAGAGGACAAGACAAACCAUGAUAAGACACUAACAGAUCGGAAUGCAAUACGACACGUGUUUAAAAAUCACCAGUUGCCAGUAGCUUUACAACCGGAGUCGCUCGUGGGUCUCUCUCAUCGCAUGCAGGAGCGUGUUGAAGAUGGGAGGGAAAUAGAAAAAGGCCUGCUGAAACUCUGCAAACUGCGGUUGGACGUUCGAGGUGGAAUUCUACGAGUAAACUUCUCUAAAGCUAGACUUGCGAUCGACAAGCUCGCUGCGACCGAUGACAAACUUGCAAGAACACUCGCUGCCCAAUUACUUUCACAUCUAGCCACACUGGUAAGCCACGCUCCUGUCGUUAAGACCAAUCGUUUCGACUUCGCCGUGGACACUAUUUUCCCGAUACUUCAAUUGACGAAGAUAUCCACCCCCCCGCGGCCCUUUACGGUUGGCGGAGCGUUCUUCUGUCCUAGUCCAGCGGGUCAGGUUGGUAGCGUUCCGAAAGCAGAGUUCGAGUGGACUGUUGGCCGACAGCCAUACAGUAAAGGGAACGAUCCGCCUCCCCUCCUGGUUAUACCUCCUAGGAACAUCGACCCUGCAGUUGUGGCCACCGAUUCCACGAGCGCCGGCUACCAGAUGUUCGAUGGCCGUUUCUGGGUUCGCAUUGCCAAUCCAACCGACCACACCGUUCGUCUUCGGCCUUUUAGCGAAAAAGAUCUCCCGCACAUAAAGAAACCGCUUAAGAACAUCAUCACUAGUGUAACACCUACUUCCUUCAGGGAAACGCUUCCUGUACUUACCAAAACCGAUACGGACGGUAACGAAAAGAUCAUUGCGAUACCAACGCUAGGUAUAAGGCUUGGGAGCCGUAACUUCGUAGGCGGAAUAAGAUGGUCAAUACGAUACAAAAAGAUUGACAUUGGAGGACUUCAUGUCGAGGACAUUCUUAACAGUCAAGUCUCGGACGAGAUAAAGAAAUUGGAGAGAAAGGAGAGGAUCACGAUUGCAACAGCAAAACAGCCAAGAAUAAUUGAUAUCGCUCCAGCUCCCAGGCUCGCUAGAAAAGAGAAGUCGCACUUUAGGAGUCUGUCGAAAUGGGAGAAGCCGGAAAGGAAAAAAGGAAGAGAUGAGCAGGUCAUUGGCUGGCAAUAA